Messenger RNA from Acanthosepion pharaonis, 795 nucleotides. NCBI's taxonomy places the organism in Eukaryota, Metazoa, Mollusca, Cephalopoda, Sepiida, Sepiidae. The record is from the annotation of a GenBank genome assembly.
AUGAUCUCUCUCUCUCUCUCUCUCUCUCUCUCUCUCUCUCUCUCUCGGUCAGUUUUUUUUAAUCAUAACUCAAGCCUUAUUUUGUUGCUCAUUUUCCCUCCUUCUUUCUCAUUCUUCUUUUCCUUAUUUUUCCUUCGUUUCUGCUCUUUCAGUAGUCAUUCUCUUUCUGCUUUGCCUUGCCAUUCCUUCCUCCUUCCUCUUCUCUUUCCUUUCUCUCUCUUCUUUCUUUUCUGUCUUUCCUCUUUAUUGUCUUACGACCCAUCUCAAUUUCUCCUUUUUCUUCUUCUUUUUCUCCUCCCCAUAAUUACGAUCUUUCUCCUCUUUUAUAUUUCUCUUUCCAAUAAUCGUACUUCUGACUCUUUUCUUCGACUCUUCCCAGUCUUUCAACUUCCUCCAUUCCCCGACGCCGACAGUGUAACGCAAUCGCCGCCUCUAAUCCCAAGGCGGUCAACUGAUGACCGCCUUGGCCACAAUGGCCAAACUGAAGGACACAAACGACAUCUACAAACAAAAUAUCAAUCUAUCCUUUUUUUUUUCUUCUUCUCCCUUCUGUCCAUCGAUGGAUUAUUCGCUCAGUUUCAUCCUUCAAUCGAUAAUUUUAAUUAUCAAUUAUUCCCUCACUCUACAUUUAGCUUUACCAUCAUCAUCAUCAUCAUCAUCAUCAUCAUCAUCAUCAUCUAUCUCUUUCUUAUUAUUUUUUCAGCUCUUUCUUCUUCUUCUUCUUCUUCGUCGUCGUCGUCAUCAUUUCGUCCUCCUCCUCCAUCAUCACCAUAUUCUUCUUAUUCAUUAUUAUGA